UUCGUAUCACAACUUAAACAUCCCGAACAUUUUGAUUUGCGCCGCUGCGGCGCCGGCGAUCGCUCCGCCGUAGCGGUCGCGCCAGGCGUCCGGGACCGGCGCGGCGACGGCGAUGGGUGGCUUGUCCGCUAUAGGGUGCGGGCACUCGAGCGUCGAGGCGUGCAGCCCGAUGAAGGGCACGACGCCCGUCGUUUUGGAGGAGCCGUACUUCACGUCGUCGCAGAUGGGCGUGCCGGCGUGGCUCAGCGCCGCGCGGAUCUGGUGCCGCCGGCCGCCGUGCGGCAGCGACACCUCGAGGAGCGUUUUACCAUCAGCCUGGGCCACGACGUCGUAGCUCGUCGCGGCCAGCUUCCAGCCCGUCGGCACUUCGAAGCUCGACCAAUCACUAGGCUCCUCAUCGAGCACGGCGAGCGACCGGCACGCCGUCGGCUUCGCAGCGCCGCCGGACGGCGACCGCAUCGCGUCGACGAGGACGGCGCUGGGACGCCGGGGCACGCCGUCGACGACGGCGAGGUAGCGCUUGUCGACGCGGCCGUCGGCGAACGCCUUCGUCAAGCGCGUCGCAGCUUUACUCGAGGCCGCCACCAGCAUGCAGCCGGACACGGGCCGGUCGAGCCGGUGCGCCGGGUUCGCGUACUGCGUGCCGCGGCCCUCCGCGAGAAACGCCUUGGCGUAGUCCGCGACGCACGGGUCGCCGGUGCGGUCGCCCUGGGACAGCACGCCCGCCGGCUUGUCGAACGCGAGGACGUGGUUGUCCUCGUACAACACGCGGCGGCGGAAGACCUUGGCGAGGUCCGCUUGCGUUGUUGUCGAGAGGGCGCGUGCGGUUGCUGCGGCGACGAGGAGGGUGCGGCGGGCUGCGUUUUGCAUCAUCCCACCGCAGCUGAGCAGCAUGCAAGUCCUUGCACGCAGCCGUACGAAUGGAUGUCGCGUUGCGAAGCGUUCCGCACGUGUGUAGGCAACCUAUUACACUGCCUUCCAGGUGCGCAACGCACUCGUGUGUCGCCACCUGCCCAAAAAACU
Pelagomonas calceolata is the source of this 1023-nucleotide messenger RNA. The record is from the annotation of a GenBank genome assembly. Lineage: Eukaryota; Pelagophyceae; Pelagomonadales; Pelagomonadaceae.